UGACAGCAUAAUGCUGAAGGUAUUCAUGAUUAUUAGGCCGAAGUGUCCCAUGCCAUUCUUGCUAAUGUGUAGUUUGGUCUUAUUAUUAUCUGAUAUGCGAUUAUUUGUCACACACUUCACCCUGGGAUGUAUAACUUGUAGACGGUCCCUAACGGACGGUAAGCGAAAUGUAGAAUCAGUCGCCGUUAGUUGUUGUCUCUACAAAUCCAGACGCGAUUUUUUUAGUUUCCGAAUUUAUCCUCCACACACUACACAUGCAAUAUAGUCGCAAAUAUCGUUCGGAGGCCGAGUACGAGCGGGAGAGAACUGACUUUUUUUUUUGACCCACAUUGUAUUAACAAUACAUUAACAUACAUCUUUGUCAAUAUAAUAUUGACAUCUGACCAACCUUGUCGCUCGACUCUUCUGUGGUGACGCAAUCACUCCUCGACUCCCCACGCAUGGCCAGUGGCCACACCGAAGUAACGGCGGCCCAAUACGAACCUCAGUAAGGCUUCCAUCUCCGUCGUUGACGAUGUGCGACAGCGACGACGUGCCGACGCUGUCUGCUCACACUCUGGCGGCUCUGCUGGACUUUUACGAGGAGAGCCGAGGUGAGAACACCGGGGCCACCUCCAAACCCGCGGACCACUUUGCCCUGGGAGCUGUAGGCGAGGACUGGAGAAUGAGUCAAUUCUGGUACACUGACGACACCGCAACCCGGUUGGCUGAGGAGCUUCUACACCAAGCUGGAGGAGGAGGAAGGAUCGCAUGCGUGAGCGCACCCAGCGUUUACCAGAAGCUCAAGCAGCUGUCCGGCCUUGUCGGCGGAGGUUCCGUGUCGGUGGCGCUCUUGGAGUACGACCGCCGCUUCGCCAUCUACGGCGACGAUUUCGUCUUCUACGACUACAACGAGCCGCUGGCGCUGGCGGAGCGCGGCGUGGCGCCCGGCAGCUUUGACAUGGUCCUGGCCGACCCGCCCUACCUCUCCGAGGAGUGUCUCACCAAAGUGGCCCAGACCGUCAAGUACCUCAGCAAAGGAAAAGUGCUGCUGUGCACAGGCGUCGUCAUGGAGAAUGUAGCCAAGGAUCUUCUGGACGUCCAAGUGUGUCGUCACUUCCUGCCUCAGCACGAGCGCAAUUUGUCCAACGAUUUCCGAUGUUUCGUCAACUACCCGUCGCCGCUGCUCUCCUGUUGAUUGGCCGAAAGGGGGUGAAGGAGGCAGAGCCAUCCAGAACAUCCAGGUUGCUGAUUGGACAAUGAGUGAUAAAUUUGAGAUGCUAGCAAAGGGAGGCAAUCUCGACAAAAAUUAUUACAGAUGUACCACACAAUAUGUACUUGUGUAUACUGUAUGUACCAUCAUUUGUACCGCAGUGCAUACUCCACAUCUACAGCAAGAUGUACUGUAUGUACUACCAUGUUUUUUUUAUAGCACAUGUACUACAGUUUUUGUACCAUUAUGUACUACAACUAAUGUACAGCCCCACCCCCCUACAAAAGUAUUGGAAGAGCAAGGUCAAUUCCUUUGUUUUUGUUGUAUACUGAAGACAUUUGAGUUUCAAAUGAAAAGAUGAAUAUCAGACAAAAGUUCAGAUUUCCAGCUUUUAUUUUAUGGUAUUUACAUCUAGAUAUGUUAAAAAAAACUCAGGACAGAGCACCUUUUUGUUUGAAGCCACCCACUUUUCAGAAUCAGAAUCAUCUUUAUUUGCAAAGUAUGUCCAAAAAAACACAAGGAAUUUGUCUCCGGUAGUUGGAGCCGCUCUAGUACGACAAGAGACAGUCAAUUGACAAAGAACACUUUUGAGACAUAAAUACAUUGAGAAAGAAAGUCACUGAGCAAUAAAGGGUUGCUAGUUAUCCGGUAAUGCCGGUACAAUUUUAAUUGUUUAUUUUUUGGGGGACAAUUGUGUAAAAAGAUGCAGUCCUCUAGCACUUAGAAUGACUAAUCUCGCAGUAGUCCGGUGCAAUGACCAUUGUGCAAAGGGCGCCGAGACUUCGAGGAGUGUAUGCAGUUCAAAGUGACGAGUAGUGCGAUAAUCUGGGACAAUGUUGAUAUUGCAAAUGUUGCAGAUGCUACUGUGGCAUGAGCGGCCAGUAUUGGUCAAGAACAGGUAUGCAAAUAGUGCAGCGUGACGAGACUACUACAGUGAGUGCACGAGUGGUAUAUAAUUGGCCCGACAGAAAUGUGACAACAAACUCAGACCAAAAAAAUUGCCAGCAUGUUGUAAUGGAAUUGUAGGUUAGGUGUUUAAGAAGUUGAUUACAAGAGGGAAGAAGCUGUUGGAAUGUCUGCUAGUUCUAGUUUGCAUUGGUCGGUAGCGCCUACCUGAGGGAAGGAGCUGGUGACCGGGAUGUGGCGGUUUCGAGAGGAUUUUGCAGGCUCUUGUCUUAGUUCUGGCAGCGUGCAAGUCCUCAAGGGUGGGUAGGGGGGUACCAGCAGUUUUGAUUGUGCGUUGCAGUCGAAGUUUGUCCUUUUUUGUAGCAGCACCAAACCAGACUGAUGGAAGAACACAGGACUGAUUCGAUGACCGCUGUGUAGAACUGCCUCAGCAGCUCCUGUGGCAGGCCGUGCUUUCUCAGAAGCCGCAGGAAGUACAUACUCUGCUGGGCUUUUUUCAGGACAGAGUUGAUGUUGAUCGCCCACUUCAGGUCCUGAGAGACACAAGGCAGCUGGACAGCGUGAGGGGCAGCUGUGGCAAAGGGUGCCUCCUGAAGUCCACGAUCAUCUCUACAGUCUUGAACGUGUUCAGCUCCAGGUUGUGUCAGCCGCAUCGCAGCUCCAGCCGCUCCACUUCCUGUCGAUAUGCAGACUCGUCACAGUCCUUGAUGAGGCCGAUGACAGUGGUGUCAUCUGCAAACUUCAGGAGUUUGACAGCCGGGUGCGUGGAGGUGCAGUCGUUCGUGUAGAGAGAGAAGAGCAGCGGAGAUAGUGAAAGUGUCCUUUUCAAAUCUGCAGUAGAAGGUAUUCAAGUCGUUGGCUAGUGUGCUACUGUUCUCAGCUUGGGGGGGGAUCGUCGCUUGUAAUUGGUCAGCGAUUGUAAUGCAUGCCAGACUGAUUCAGAGUCGUUAGCGCUAAACUGUUUUUCCGACUUUGCUGCAUAGUUCCUCUUUGAAAGGUUAAUUUCUUUGUUGUACAAGUGAGCAAAAUGAUUGGAACAUUUGACUGAUGGGUGUUUAUAGUUGCUCAGGUGUUGUCUUUUAGAUUGAUUGCUUAAAUAUUAGCUAGUGCUUGUUUUAGGCUUCGGGUUACACCUGUGAAAACUGCAUUUGCUGUUAAGCAAACAUGAACACCAGAGUGCUGUCUAUGGGAGAAAAACAAACCAUUGAAGCUGAGAGAAGAGGGAAAAUCGAUUAGAGAAACCCUGGGCAUAGCCAAUACAACAAUUUGGAAUGUCCUGAAAAAGAAAGAAACUACUGGUGUACUGAGCAACAGACAUCGAACAGGUCGGCCAAGGGUAUCAACAACAGUUGAUGACAGAAACAACAUGAGAGUUGUGAAGAAACACCUAAAGACAGCAGUCAGUGACAUCACUGCCAACCUCCACAGGGCAGGGGUGAAGGUAUCAGAAUCCACCGUUCGAAGAUGACUUAGAAGAAAUAUACAGGACAUACCACGAGAUGCAAACCAUUCAUUUAUCUUCCAUACCGCUUAUCCUCACGAGGGUAGCGGGAGUGCUGGCGUCUAUCCCGGCUGACUUUGGGCAAGAGCGGGGUACACCGUGAACUGGUCGCCAGCCAAUUGCAGGGCACAUAUAAACAACCAUUCGCACUCACAUUCAGACCUACGGGCAAUUUAGAGUUUUCAUUUAAUCUACCAUGCAUGUUUUUAGGAUGUGGGAGGAAACCAGAGUACCCGAAGAAAACACACGCAGGCACGGGAAGAACAUGGAAACUCCACACAGGCGAGGCCAGGUUCAAACCCGGGUCCUCAGAACUGUGAGUCAGAUGUGCCGCCCAAGAUGCAAACCACUCAUCAGCAUUAAGAAUCGGAAGGCCAGAUUGGAUUUUGCAAAGAAGUACAGAGAUGAGCCACAAAGGUUUUGGAACAAAGUUUUACGGACUGAUGAGACCAAGAUUAAUCUCUACCAAAGUGAUGGAAAUGCCAAAGUAUGGAGAAAGAAAGGAUCUGCUUAUGAUCCAAAACACACGAGUUCAUCUGUGAAGCAUGGUGGAGGGAAUGUCAUGGCUGCUUCUGGAACGGGCUCACUAGUAACUCAUGAUGGUAGCAGCACAAUGAAUUCUGAAGUCUACAAAACCAUUUUGUCUGACAAUUACAGAAAAAUGCAUCCAAACUAAUCGGGAGAAGCUUCAUCAUGCAAUAAGACAAUGAUCCAAAACACACUGCCAACACAAAAAAGGACUUCAGCAGGGGGGGAAAGUGGAAGGUCUUACAGUGGCCAAGUCAAUCACCAGACCUUUACCCAAUAGAGCAUGCAUUUUACCUCCUGAAGAGGAGACUGAAGGGAGAAACCCCCAGAAACAAACAAGAACUGAAAGAGGCUGCAGUAAAGGCCUGCAAAAGCAAUUCAAAUGAAAAAUGCAACAGUCUGGCGAGGUUAGUGGGUCACAGACUUGAUGCAGUUAUUGCAAGUAAGCGUUAUGCCACCAAAUAUUAAAUGUUAUUGACUUUAAUGCUCACUUGAAAAGUGGGUGGCCAAACAAAAGGUGCUCAGUCCCGAGUUGUUUAACAUCUAGAUGUAAAUGCCAUGAAAUAAAAGCUGGAAUUCUGAACUUUUGUCUCAUAUCCAUCUUUUGAUCUGAAACCCAAAUGUCUUCAGUAUACAACAAAAACAAGGAAUUGACCUUGCUGUUCUCAUACUUUUGGAGGGGACUUAUAUAGCACAGUAUAUACUGUAUGUGCCAUUGCGUAUACAGAGUAUACUCUAUGUAUUACAGUAUGUAGUAGGUUUUUAUAAACGAUGUAAUACCGUGUGUAUGCUCCAGCAUAUGUACAUUCUGUAUUUAUGUGCUACUAUGUAUAUGCCACUUUCUGUCACCUAUUCUAGUGUAUAUAUUUUAUGUACAACAGUGGAUGUAUCACUAUGUAUACUGUACAUACGUGUAUAUACCACAGUAUGCACUAUGUAAUAGAGCGUAGGUACUGAAUGUACCACAGUGUAUAUACCAUUUGUACUAAAGUAUCUAAUGUACUGCUGUGUAUGUCACACGUUCACUGUAUAUGCUGUAUGUACCACUGCCUGUACUAGUGUGCAUACUACAUGUACUACUGUGUAUUAAACACUAUGUACCAUAUGUUUUAGUGUAUACACUACGUGAAUCAUUGUGUAUAUACAGUGGUGUAUGUACCACAAUGUACAUUCAAGGGUCUAAACUACUGUGUAUGAACUAAAGUGUAUGUGUGGCUGGUAUAACAUAAAUGGUUAUUAAAGCAAAGCUGUGUGA
Molecule: messenger RNA, 5382 nt
Organism: Phycodurus eques (leafy seadragon)
Lineage: Eukaryota; Metazoa; Chordata; Actinopteri; Syngnathiformes; Syngnathidae
Gene: eef1akmt1
Product: EEF1A lysine methyltransferase 1
Exons: 5
Coding region: 515-1177 (220 amino acids)
Biological process (GO): methylation
Molecular function (GO): nucleic acid binding; protein-lysine N-methyltransferase activity
Source: RefSeq, a predicted model, not a curated record